Molecule: messenger RNA, 1372 nt
Organism: Mytilus trossulus (common blue mussel)
Lineage: Eukaryota; Metazoa; Mollusca; Bivalvia; Mytilida; Mytilidae
Product: multiple inositol polyphosphate phosphatase 1-like
Exons: 4
Coding region: 26-1372 (448 amino acids)
Molecular function (GO): acid phosphatase activity; inositol phosphate phosphatase activity
Source: RefSeq, a predicted model, not a curated record
CAGAAAUUGCACGGUACUUUUCAUAAUGGUACCUUAUCUUCUCACUGCGACCUUGGUGAUAUUUCUGGUACACACGUGUUAUGCUGAUAUGCUGACGGGACUAGGAAACAAUCUGUUUGGACACAAGUGUUCCUAUUUCUGGAGAUUUCCCAAUACCACAAUGCAGAAAAAUUAUCUUAUGCAAGUCGCGCAACAGGAUGGAAAACUUUGCAAUGCAGUGCAGUUCAACUAUCUAAGUCGACAUGGCGCUAGGAUGCCUGCAACCGAAGACUUUGUCAACUUUGAUCAGUUGAAAACGAAAAUAAUCGAAAAUUCUGCAAAUAUUCAGCGUUACCCAUUCAUUAAAAACUGGCAAGAUUAUAGGCCCAAAACGCACGCCCAUGUUGAAGAUCUUGGACGUUGGGAAUUGCAUCAUCUUGGUAACUUCUAUGGAAGUGGUCUGUACGAUUUGUUCCAUGGGAAUAUUUCACCUGCAACUAUAAAGCUGACGGCUUCAGAAAAGCGUAGAACAAAAACAAGCUCUGCAGAAUUUUACAAAGCCUUUUCGAGACGUGUAACUGGAAAAGCAUUGAGUGACAUACACCCAGUUGUAAAUAAUACAAUGUUGCGAUAUUGGGACAACUGUCCGAACUACGACCUUACUAUCCUAAAGAACAAAACACAGAUGCAGCAACAGUAUGCCUUUCAGAACUCUUCUCUGUUCCAAAAUGUUAUAAAAUCUGUGACAGAAAAACUUGGAAUGAACGUAACAUUAACGCCUGAUGACAUAAAAGCAAUGUUUAUGAUAUGUGCAACUGAUCUUGCUGUCCGGAACAAUACAGAUUGGUGUAGUUUACAGACGGAAGCUGAAAGGGAGAUACUCAACUAUGAAAGUGAUAUAGAGGACUAUUACUCCCUACUCUAUGGUCAUACUUUGAUACAAAAAUUGACAUGUCCAUUAUGGCAGGACUUAUUUGCUUCCAUGGAAGAUGCCAUUAACAAACGCAAGCUAGGAGAAACGUAUGUGCUUGGAAAUCUUCGUUUCGGACAUUCUGAUACUAUGGAUACUUUUUAUUCCGCUCUCGGACUUUAUCAUGAUAGCCAACCUCUCCGAGCUGAUAACUAUGCCGCCAUGAAAAACCGGAUGUUUUAUGAAAGCAAAACUACACCAUUUUCUGCUAACAUUGCAUUCAUCCUUUAUAAUUGUGGAGGAAACGAAGGAGAAAAUUAUCUCCUGAAAAUGAUGGUUAAUAAUCAGCCUGUAACAAUACCCGGAUGUGACAGUGAUUUUUGUCCUUACCUCAAGGUCAGAAGCAUAUAUCGAAACUAUAUCGAAAACUGCAAGUGGCGAGAAUUAUGUCACGUAAGAACAAUAUCGGAAGCUGUCGGAUGA